This is a messenger RNA of Dothidotthia symphoricarpi CBS 119687, 627 nucleotides long. RefSeq lists its product as uncharacterized. The transcript has 2 exons. Lineage: Eukaryota; Fungi; Ascomycota; Dothideomycetes; Pleosporales; Dothidotthiaceae. The record is from RefSeq and is a predicted model, not a curated record. The coding region runs from base 1 to 627 and encodes 208 amino acids.
AUGUACUCCAAAUCGCUACCUCUUCUUGCCACGCUCACGUCGGUCCUCUCCCUACUUUCGCCAACACUCGCUGCUCCCAACGUCACAGUUGUACCAGUCUCCGGAAACUCCGCAGACUGCACUGUAUACCCUGGGUACAACGCCACGUCAGGCAUCGCCGGCCCAUGGCUGCUUGAAGCCACCAGCACCGGAAACCCUGCUCUUGACGGCUUCAAGAACACUAUAUACUCAGAAGGAUCUGGAAGAGAUGGAUACAGCAUCGUCACGUUCCCUAAGACCAACAGCAACACCACAAAACCCACCGUACAAUGCAACGACGGCUGGGGUCUACAGAUCCUCAGCCCCCUUCAAAGCUUCGCUUACAUCUACAACCCCAGCCUAUCCUACUCGGCCGGCUCCUCUCAGUCACAUCCAGCUAUCUUGCUGUACCACCACUACAUCGACGGCGUCCAGCAAGACGGCGUAUUCCUCGGCUCCCAGGACUACUCGAUAAACCAGGGAUCCACGAGUUAUGUAUUUCGCUUCGCAGAUAAUUUGAGUGGCUGGACGGUAACGCUUGCGUCUCGCCCUGAGAGUGUUGUUCUGGGGGAGAACGAGUAUUUGGGCUUUGUCAAGAUUGCUGCGUAG